Exophiala xenobiotica is the source of this 2431-nucleotide messenger RNA. RefSeq names its product acetyl-coenzyme A synthetase. The transcript has 4 exons. NCBI's taxonomy places the organism in Eukaryota, Fungi, Ascomycota, Eurotiomycetes, Chaetothyriales, Herpotrichiellaceae. Bases 302 to 2311 code for a protein of 669 amino acids. The record is from RefSeq and is a predicted model, not a curated record. Gene Ontology annotation, cellular component: cytosol. Gene Ontology annotation, molecular function: acetyl-CoA synthetase activity; AMP binding.
AGCCGUUACCGCACUGGCGGUCUCACAAGUCACUCGACCUUUUCGCAGACAAGCACGUCCAUCCUUUUCCACUCUCGCUUGACGCUCUUCUCGCACCUCGUCAUCCAUCGGCACGCACACCUGCCUAUAUUAGACCUUCUGCCAUCCUCCCCGGAUCCUGGUCCGCUUUUUCUGCUACAUCCUGGCCGGCCACCCGUAGUAUAAACAGAAGCACAUCUCUCACCCCUCUACGUCCUCUCCCUUUCUGAGCCUUUAUUCUGUCCCUAUACUGUCCCUGGCCACUUCUGCUGCAUUAGCCACCAUGUCUGAAGGCGAUACACAACCUCCAAAGCCCGUUGUGGCCGAAGCCCACCAAGUCGACACCUUCCAUGUCCCCAAACCCUUCUUCCAGAAAGGCCCUGGAAAGGCCCACAUCAAGGAUCUCGAUGAAUACUGGGCCAUGUACAAGGAGUCGAUUGAACAGCCGGAUAAGUUCUGGGGAAAGAUGGCUCGAGAGCUUCUGUCGUGGCAGCAAGACUUCCAGACAGUGCGCUCCGGUACCCUGACAAACGGUGACAGUGCUUGGUUUCUGGAGGGUCGAUUGAACGCUUGCUACAACUGCGUCGACCGUCACGCCAUCAAGAACCCAGACAAGCCGGCCAUCAUCUACGAGGCGGAUGAGCCGGGCGAGGGCCGUGUCCUUACUUACGGCGAGCUGCUGCGCGAGGUCUCCCGGGUUGCUUACACUCUCAAACAAAUGGGCGUGAAAAAGGGGGACACUGUGGCCAUCUACCUGCCCAUGAUUCCAGAAGCCUUAAUCUCUUUCCUGGCCAUCACCCGUAUUGGCGCCGUUCAUUCCGUCGUCUUCGCCGGGUUCUCUUCUGGCUCAUUGGCCGACCGUAUCAUCGACGCGGAAAGCAAGGUCGUCAUUACCACAGACGAGGGGAAACGUGGUGGUAAGCUGAUCGGCACGAAGAAGAUUGUCGAUGAGGCGCUCAAGAAAUGCCCCGACGUCACUCGUGUCUUGGUUUACAAGAGGACUGGCGCAGACGUGCCCUGGACCAAAGGCCGAGACUUCUGGUGGCACGAGGAGGUUGAGAAGUACCCGAACUACAUUGCACCAGAGUCGAUGAACUCGGAAGAUCCACUGUUCUUACUCUACACCUCUGGUUCGACAGGUAAACCCAAAGGUGUCAUGCACUCAACAGCGGGAUACCUCCUAGGAGCAGCAGCAACCGGGAAAUACGUAUUUGACAUCCACGAUGACGACGUCUUCUUCUGCGGUGGUGAUGUGGGUUGGAUCACAGGACACACAUACGUUGUGUAUGCUCCGCUACUACUCGGUGUCGCAACCGUCGUCUUCGAGGGUACCCCUGCCUACCCGAACUUCUCCCGCUACUGGGACGUCAUCGACAAGCACAACGUCACCCAAUUCUAUGUCGCGCCAACUGCGCUGCGUCUAUUGAAGAGGGCUGGUGACGAGCACAUUCACCACAAAAUGCAUAAAUUGCGAGUCUUGGGCUCGGUCGGUGAGCCCAUUGCCGCCGAAGUCUGGAAGUGGUAUUUCGAAUCCGUCGGUAAAGAGGAGGCACACAUUGUUGAUACAUACUGGCAAACUGAGACUGGCUCACAUGUCAUCACACCUCUCGCCGGUGUUACACCCACCAAGCCUGGUUCUGCUUCCCUGCCGUUCUUCGGUAUUGAGCCAGCCAUCAUCGAUCCCGUCUCUGGUGAGGAGAUUGAGGGCAACGAUGUCGAGGGUGUGUUGGCAUUCAAGCAAGCUUGGCCGAGUAUGGCACGCACAGUAUGGGGUGCUCACAAGCGAUAUAUGGACACAUACCUGAAUGUGUACAAGGGCUACUAUUUUACUGGCGAUGGCGCCGGCCGCGACCACGAGGGAUACUAUUGGAUCCGUGGACGUGUCGACGAUGUCGUCAAUGUCUCCGGACAUCGUUUGUCAACUGCCGAGAUUGAAGCUGCCUUGAUCGAGCAUGACGGUGUCGCUGAAGCUGCAGUCGUUGGCAUCAACGAUGAACUUACCGGUCAGGCUGUCAAUGCCUUUGUGUCACUCAAAGAUGGUGUCGACCCAGGUGAAAGCACCCGCAAGGACCUGGUCCUGCAAGUGCGUAAGCAGAUUGGUCCGUUCGCGGCACCCAAGGCUAUCUUCAUCGUCGAUGAUCUGCCCAAGACCCGAUCUGGUAAGAUCAUGAGGAGAAUCUUGAGAAAGAUCUUGAGUGGAGAGGAGGACAGCCUCGGAGAUACAUCGACGCUCAGCGACCCUGGCGUCGUUGACAGGAUUAUCGAAACUGUGAAGGCUUCCAAAAAGAAGUGAUCGGAGAUUAGAGCGCAAAUAGGAUCUUGUGUCGAUAUACCCUCGGUUAGCGAGAUGUUGGGGACCGAAAUCAUGUAACAAAUUUCGUAGGCGCGAAUUUAACAGGAUGUCACCACCGUA